Closterium sp. NIES-67 is the source of this 517-nucleotide messenger RNA. Lineage: Eukaryota; Viridiplantae; Streptophyta; Zygnematophyceae; Desmidiales; Closteriaceae. The record is from the annotation of a GenBank genome assembly.
GCAGUCCAUGAUUCUAUGGCUGCUUGCACUUUUCCUUGUCCUCUCUCCUUCAGCACUUCGAAAGGCGUUAGCAUACUCCGUCUCGCUCAGAAGUCAGCAGGUCCCAGUAGCCAGCAUCCCGUGCCUUUUGUUUCCGUCGGAUCUCGAUUUCCAGGUCGUAGAGGCGUUGCGGUUUCCUGCAGUGCGGACAAGAUGACUCAGACGGUUCACCUGAAGGUUGCGAUGCCGUGUGGUGGCUGCUCUGCUGCUGUGAAGCGCGUUCUGGAAAAGAUGGAAGGCGUGCAGUCAUUUGACAUCAGCCUAGAGAAGCAGAAGGUGACUGUUGUGGGUGACGUGAAACCACAGGAUGUCUUUGACAAGGUGGCCAAGACAGGCAAGGCUACCAGCUGGUGGCAAGACUAGCAAGCAACAUGUACCGCCACAUUUGUUCUUGCGUAGGGCUGUUGUGUAGAAAGUGAAAUAAAUCGUCUGAUGUUGUAAGAGACUAAGUAUAAAACUAUAAAUGCGAACACUUGGC